UUAAUUGCCUCCAUCAACAAUCUUUCUCCUCCCAGCCGUCAACCCGAACCUGGACGGUGGCUCCGGCGGCCACGCUCUCGGAAGGGGCAGGAAGCAGCUUCCCAGGGAAUGGCGCGGCUCAGCAGGCAGCAUUACACGCUCCUAAAGAGCGGUAAAGAGCCGGUCAGCUCCCGAGCACCCUCACCCCGCCCGCCCCUCCCCCGGCUCGCCCUGGGGGAUUCAGGCCCGGUCCGCUGGCGCUCUGGAGGUCACCGCGACCUCCCAGCUCCCGCCAGGAGUCAGGGUGACGGCGCCUUUAAGCCCGAACCCCGAGGUACAUCUCUCAAACUCAUCUCGGUGCCCCAGCCCGCCCGGUCGGGGUCUCCGGGUGUUUCGGUCGCCGCCGCGUUGGUACCCUGGACAGCGCACGCGGGCCAGGCCGGCCGCCCGCACCUCCCGCCCGCGCUCCCCCGGGGCUGGCUGGCCCGCACGCCUCCCGCCUCCUCGCUCUGACUCCAGCUCGUGCGCACUGUCUGCUACGCACCCUCACGACUCAGCGCCCCUCCCGCUCCGCACCCCCCCGUUUCUUUCCCUCCGCCGCCCCCUCAUCCAUCCCUAUUGGGCUCCCCCUCCUUGACAAUCACGCUGCGCUCUGCUCUUUGCCGUCUCCUGGCUGGGAGCGAGGAGGAUCGGGAGCGCUUCGCCGGUAACCUCCGUCAGCUCUCGGACCCCGGCACCCGUCUCGGGCUGCCACGCACCGUCGGCCGCGCGGCGCCCCCUCCCGCCCCCUGGCGCGCGCUCACGGCUGAGCCCACGGCAGCUCGCGGACACUUGACACUCGGCGGAGACCUGCUCCGGGCUCGCAGCGCCAAUGGCAUCUCCCGGCUCGGGCUUUUGGUCCUUCGGCUCUGAAGAUGGCUCUGGGGUUCCUGAGAACCCCGGCACAGCGAGAGCCUGGUGUCAGGUGGCGCAGAAGUUCACGGGCGGCAUCGGGAACAAGCUAUGCGCCCUGAUCUACGGAGACGCCGAGAAGCCGGCAGAGAGCGGCGGGAGCGAACCCCCGAGGACCACCGCGCGGAAGACCGCCUGCACCUGCGACCAGAAGCCCUGCAGCUGCCCCAAAGCCGACGUCAACUACGCGUUUUUGCACGCAACAGACCUGCUGCCAGCCUGUGAAGGAGAAAGGCCCACUUUGGCAUUUCUGCAAGAUGUGAUGGACAUUUUGCUUCAGUAUGUGGUGAAAAGUUUCGAUAGAUCAACCAAAGUGAUUGAUUUCCAUUACCCUAAUGAGCUUCUUCAAGAGUAUAAUUGGGAAUUGGCAGACCAACCACAAAAUUUGGAGGAAAUUUUGAUGCAUUGCCAAACAACUCUAAAAUAUGCAAUUAAAACAGGGCAUCCCAGAUAUUUCAACCAACUCUCCACUGGCUUGGAUAUGGUUGGCUUAGCAGCAGACUGGCUGACAUCCACAGCAAAUACUAACAUGUUCACCUAUGAAAUUGCUCCAGUAUUUGUGCUUUUGGAAUAUGUCACGCUAAAGAAAAUGAGAGAAAUCAUUGGCUGGCCAGGGGGCUCUGGCGAUGGGAUAUUUUCUCCUGGUGGCGCCAUAUCUAACAUGUACGCCAUGCUCAUCGCUCGCUUUAAGAUGUUCCCAGAAGUCAAGGAGAAAGGAAUGGCUGCAGUUCCCCGACUCAUUGCCUUCACAUCUGAGCAUAGCCACUUCUCUCUCAAGAAGGGAGCUGCAGCCUUGGGGAUUGGAACCGACAGCGUGAUCCUGAUUAAAUGUGAUGAGAGGGGAAAAAUGAUUCCAUCUGAUCUUGAAAGACGGAUCCUUGAGGUCAAACAAAAAGGAUUUGUUCCCUUUCUUGUGAGUGCAACAGCUGGCACCACUGUGUAUGGAGCGUUUGACCCCCUCUUGGCUGUUGCUGACAUUUGCAAAAAGUAUAAGAUCUGGAUGCAUGUGGAUGCAGCGUGGGGCGGGGGACUGCUAAUGUCCCGGAAACACAAGUGGAAACUGAACGGCGUGGAGAGGGCCAAUUCUGUGACAUGGAAUCCGCACAAGAUGAUGGGGGUUCCGUUGCAGUGCUCUGCUCUCCUGGUCAGAGAAGAGGGACUGAUGCAGAGCUGCAACCAGAUGCAUGCCUCCUACCUCUUUCAGCAAGACAAACACUACGACCUGUCCUACGACACUGGAGACAAGGCCUUACAGUGUGGACGCCACGUCGAUGUUUUUAAGUUAUGGCUAAUGUGGAGGGCGAAGGGGACUAUUGGAUUUGAAGCACAUAUUGAUAAGUGUUUGGAGCUGGCGGAGUACUUGUAUAAUAUCAUCAAAAAUCGAGAAGGCUAUAAAAUGGUGUUCGAUGGAAAGCCUCAGCACACAAAUGUCUGUUUCUGGUAUGUGCCACCCAGUUUGAGGAUGCUGGAAGACAAUGAAGAGCGAAUGAGCCGCCUCUCAAAGGUGGCUCCAGUGAUUAAAGCCAGAAUGAUGGAGUAUGGAACCACAAUGGUCAGCUAUCAGCCCCUGGCUGACAAGGUCAAUUUCUUCCGUAUGGUCAUCUCAAAUCCCGCAGCAACUCACCAAGACAUUGACUUCCUGAUUGAAGAAAUAGAACGCCUUGGACAAGAUUUAUAACUUCGUUCACUAAGCUAUUUCAAUUCUCUAGGUAGACAAUUAAGUUGUCACAAACUGUGUGAAUGUAUUUGUAGUCUGUUCCAAAGUAAAUCUAUUUCUAUAUUGUGGUGUCAAAGUAGAGUACAGUUUCAAAAUCAAGAAAACAUUGCACCUUUUAAAAAUCCUUUCUUAAGUUUAGAAUACCUCUCUGAUAAUUAGUGACAAAAGGCCGUGUUUAAUCAAUAAGGAAAAGCUUAAAAUUGUUAUAAAUACUUCCUUUAAUUUAAUAUAGUGUGCAAAUUAAAUUUUAUUUUCCCUUUAGAAUUAGUAAGAUUGAGUAGUGCCAAAAUACCCCUGAAUCAUCAUAGGUUCUUUGGGGUGCAGAGAAAGGAUAAAGUAAAAUGUAUGUUGAAAAUAAAAACUCUUGCCUUUUUCAUAGUAUUAGAAAAAAAUUUCUAAUUUACCUAUAGCAACAUUUCAAAUGUAUUUAAAUACAUAUAAUUUUACAAAAGGAAAAUAUAUAUUAAAAUAAAUCGUAUUUUGUAACACAUAGAUUUUUAUUUUAUAUGGGUUAUACAAACUGCAGGGGCAGAUAUAAAAACUAAGUCAGAUUUUAUUUCUCUUUAUUUUAAUAGAGGCACAGUAAAACACUUAGAAAAGUUAUUUUGAGCUAUAGGCCCACACAAUUCUUCAAAGUUAGAUUCCUUCUUUCUAAUCAUAUUAUAGCUUAUCAAACUUAUAAGGUUAGUAUUGUAAGACAAAUACAAAAGGUACUGCAAGUUCUUUAAAAGGAUUGACCAGACUGAGAAUAAGAUUGUGUUCACCUUUAAGUUUUCCAACCCAGUUGACCCUUAUUAGACCCUUCUAAUAAGCAUGACCAACCAAGUUUCAAUGUGCGUGGAUGAAACUAGGAUAACUGUCUUCAUUCUGCUAUCUAGUUUAGCCUUUUUUGAGUAGAAGGUUGAUGCAGUUUCUUGAGGCACUUUCCCAAACAGUAUUCUUUCAUUAGGUUGUUCAAAUUAAUUAGGUAAAAUAAAAUUGUUUCAGCCUGAGCAAAGAGGAAUAAGUACACUCUAGAAUGUGGCAAGCCCAGAAAAUUGAAUUCUGCCUUGGGGGAAGAACUCUUGGUGUGAAAUGAUGAUAUCAUCCUAAUGCCAUAUUGCCACAACCAAGAAAGGAGUCAUUUACCUCCUGGGAAAUUUCUUAGACAUAAAAAUCUCUCCCGCAAUCAGCUCUCAGCCACUAGGCUUCUCCAUUGCUGCAAUCUCAAGCAAUUAAUUUCUAUGUCAUAGGUGGAUUUUUUUCCCUCUCCUACCCAAGAAAAAUAAAAUGAGCUCCAACCUGAGAUAUUUGAGAUCUUUUUUCUGUCUCCCACCAAUAUCCAAAAAUUACCAAACAAGGCAGAGAUAAGAAGAUUCCUAGAAUUCAAAAUAAUAUUUAAAACUCACCUGGUUGCCCCUAAAAAUCUCAUGUGAAAAUAUGAACUAAUGAGAGCUCCUAAAAUUAUGGAACCACAGAGUCAAACUUCAUGUGCUAGUGAAACUAUGAACUCCUUUAUGUGCACUAUGAGUAUUAAUUUAGAAUCAUGUGCCCUUUCUAUAUUGCCCAAACAUAUCAGUAGAAAGAAAUAUAAGGCAGAUAGUAUUCUGCUGUGACAAUAGUGGAAAGAAAGACAGGUAGCCAUUAAGGUCUGUUGGGAAGAAGGAGCCUAUCCUUCAAGCAAAAGAGUAAACCCAUAUAAUACAACCCCCUGAAUCGUCGUGAGCUUGUCCCUCUAUUAUGUCUCUGAGAAAAUUUACCAAAACACUCGCCCUGGGAUUAACAUGGCUUUGAGUCUGGUCUAGCUAACGAAUUCUCUAUGGUUAUUAGAGAAAAAUUUUUAGUUGUGCCCAGAAUUUUAUGAAAGAACAACCCUCCCUUUCCAGGCUGUUUCCAAUGGCCAAGCACUUUCAAACAAUUGGCUACUGAGAAUCAACCCACAACAGCCCCACCAAUCAUGAGUCAAAAGCACCCAAGUGAGAGGCAGGGACACUAGUGGUCAAGCCCACUUUCCUGCCUGAACUAGGCAGUGGAUCUCAUGUCCUCGUUCAGACUGACUCCUCUCUGUCUUCAUCAGGGUACUUGUACCUUACAGAUAAAUCCUACCAGAAUCCACUGCUCUUUAACUGGUGGCCAUUCUUAGCACGAGUUGUUCGCCGCCCCCACCCCAAACAACCCUCUCCUCCCCUUUUCAAAUCCCUCCCCAGUGAUGUAGGAAGCCUUUCUCAGAUCUGUGCGGGGAAAAGUCCCUACUGAUGGUAGCCUAGGAAAGGAGGUAAAGAAAAGCCUCAUCUCAUCGUCCCAAUAGUUUAAUAAAUAUCAAAAGAGAAUCUGGUCUGUGACCCAUUCAAGAUGGAGGAAGGAAGGAAGGAAGGAAGGAAGGAAGGAAGGAAGGAAGGAAGGAAGGAAGGAAGGAAGGAAGGAAGGAAGGAAGGAAGGAAGGAAGGAAGGAAGGAAGGAAGGAAGGAAGGAAGGAAGAAAGGAAGUUAGUUUUGAACAUCAGCCCAAAUUUCUAGUGUCAAAGGCCUUGAUGUGGAACCAUUCUUUAUCCAUUUUUGAAAGGUUUGAUUUUAGCUUUAAUAAGAAUUGACAUGGCUAUUUUUCUUUAUACAGCAAUAUUGUGUUAGUUCUUUUAAAAUACUUGAAAAAAGGGUGGCAUGUCUUUACCUGAAACAUAACUGGUGUUGACUUCAUGUGCUGUCACGAGGAUGUGAGAAAGAAAAGGAAGUGAACACGUGUGUAUCUGUGUUGCCUUUAUUAGAUUGAUAGUCCCGACUUGUCACCUCAGCUUGGGGUUGUGCACUUUAGAUCUGAACUGUACAGUGUUGCAAACCAACAUGUCUUGCUGUAAAAGCUUGUACACUAUAUUACCGGUAUGUCAUUUUCUGUGUGGUAGCUGUACUGAUAUCACAAGAACUACAUUUGCACCUACAUGCACUAUCUCCCCUCUCUCUGCUGCUGUUACGCUUCACAGAAGCUCUAUAGAGAACCUGCCCUCAGCUAAGCUCCCUACUGAGAAAUCUUUGGAGACUUUCAUGAUGUCACAAAAUGCAAGGUGAGCGCUUCUUGGUCUCUGCAGAUAGAAGAGACCAGUUAUGGAGCGUGUAGGACAGCUCACAUUGCAGUGAGCUGUUGGGCUUUGGAAGAGCAACUGCUCCUUGGAAUGUGGAUCAAGGAAGCAUGGGUGUAAAUAUAGGGGCAGGACAAGAAACUGGGGCACCUCAUGUGGGUAUCAUCUUGCACGUGCUCUUCUGUUUUCAAAUGCUAAGUAAAACUUGAUGUAUUUAUUAAUUAAUGUGUGCCAAAAUACUGUUCCCAAUUGGUGUUUAUCAAAGAUGUCAACUUCCCAACAUUACUCCAUUACUAAAGACAAAAAAUAAAAAAUAUAAAUAUGUGGCAACCUGUUCUUCUUACCAAAUAGAAACUUGUGUAUGAUCAAAGUAUUUUAUCUGUGUUGUCUCUCUAAACCCAAAUAAAUGUGUAAAUGUGGAUACA
This is a messenger RNA of Sorex araneus (European shrew), 6121 nucleotides long. It is a transcript of the gene GAD2, whose product is annotated as glutamate decarboxylase 2. The transcript is spliced from 16 exons. Gene Ontology annotation, biological process: GABA shunt. Gene Ontology annotation, molecular function: pyridoxal phosphate binding; glutamate decarboxylase activity. Bases 851 to 2608 code for a protein of 585 amino acids. Gene Ontology annotation, cellular component: cytoplasm. The record is from RefSeq and is a predicted model, not a curated record. NCBI's taxonomy places the organism in Eukaryota, Metazoa, Chordata, Mammalia, Eulipotyphla, Soricidae.